AUGAAAUUAUCAAAUUUUUUAGAUAAUGAAGACAUUAUUGGAGAAAUAUUAAUGGGUAAGCGUCCACAACAAUAUCAACCUUGUCUUAAGUAUAUAUAUGACUGUGUCAUUACGUAUAGGAAGUUGGAUACCUUAUAUUGUAAUAAUAAUGCGUACCGGGAUCGAAAAUAUAUUAAACUUUGUUAUGAUAUGCAAUUAUUUAAUAUGACUUAUAAAGAUUUGUCUAAAAUAGGUUCAUUAAUAAAAAAGCUUCCAGAGUUAGAUUCUCCUCUACCAGAAUUUAGAGCUGCACUACAAACUAGUGGAGAAACAGACACAUCUACUACUGAGCAAACUGAUUUUUUUAGUGGUCCACUAAAAUCUAAAAUAACAACAGGAGUCACAGCAGGGUUCACUCCAGCUCUAGGUUCGUUUAGUUCUCAAAAUAGAGGGGCACAAGCUAGUAUUCUUUUAGAUGAUGGAAAAAAUGAAAUGCUUUAUUAUAGCCCCGAUUCAUGGAAUAUGGAGUCCGAUAACACGGAAUAUAACAUAGGCUACCAUUCUAUGGAGGAUUACUAA
Messenger RNA from Plasmodium cynomolgi strain B, 558 nucleotides. RefSeq lists its product as hypothetical. Lineage: Eukaryota; Apicomplexa; Aconoidasida; Haemosporida; Plasmodiidae. The transcript has 2 exons. The record is from RefSeq and is a predicted model, not a curated record. Bases 1 to 558 code for a protein of 185 amino acids.